CCCAUGUCGAGUCCUGGAAACUACAAUUACCAAAGGGCCAUAGGUUCCUGGGCGGUUUCUCUUUUCCAUCGAGUGAAACGUCUGAGCUUGCUUCUGAGGGAUCACCUUGACUGGCCAUCAAGCUCAGCACCGCCCCAUCCCACGAUUCAGCUGCCAUCGAGAUGGGGACCAGCCAGUCUGUGUGCUUCCCUCCGGUCUCAGGACCCCACCUUGUAGGCUGUGGGGAUGUGAUGGAGGGUCAGAGUCUCCAGGGGAGCUUCUUUCGACUCUUCUACCCCUGCCAAGAGGCAGAAGAGACUGCGGAGCAGCCCCUGUGGAUUCCCCGCUCUGAGUACUGUGCUGCCCUGGCCGAUUACCUGCAGUUCAAUAAGCGCUGGGGCGGGUUGCUCUUCAACCUGGCCAUGGGAUCUUGUCGCCUGCCUGUUAGCUGGAAUGGCCGCUUUAAGACGAAGGACUCUGGCUACCCCUUGAUCAUAUUUUCCCAUGGCCUGGGAGGCUUCAGGACUUUGUAUUCAGCCUUCUGUAUGGAGCUGGCCUCCCGUGGCUUUGUGGUUGCUGUGCCGGAGCACAGAGACCAGUCGGCUGCGACUACCUAUUUCUGCAAGCAGGUCCCGGAGGAGAAUCGGCCCACCAAGGAGUCCCUGGAGGAGGAAUGGAUCCCCUACCGUCGAAUUGAGGAAGGGGAGAUGGAGAAGGCAUUCCAUGUUCGGAAUCCCCAGGUGCAUCAUCGGGUAGGGGAGUGUGUGCGGGUAUUGAGGAUCAUGCAGGAAGUCACUGCUGGGAGGACUGUCCUCAACAUCUUGCCUGGAGGGUUGGAUCUGAUGACCUUGAAGGGCAGCAUUGACCUGAGCCGCGUGGCUGUGAUGGGACACUCAUUUGGAGGGGCCACCGCUGUUCUGACUUUGGCCAAGGAGGCCCAGUUUCGAUGUGCUGUGGCCCUGGAUGCCUGGAUGUUUCCUCUUGAGCGUGACUUUUACCCCAAGGCCCGGGGCCCUGUGUUCUUCAUCAAUACCGAGAAGUUCCAGACAGCGGAGAGUGUCAACUUGAUGAAGAGGAUUUGCACCCACCACGAGCAGUCCAGAAUCAUAACUGUCCUUGGUUCUGUUCACCGGAGUCAAACUGACUUUGCUUUUGUGACGGGCAGCUUGCUCGUGAAGUUCUUAUCCACUCAAACCCGUGGGAGUCUGGACCCCUAUGAAGGUCAGGAGAUCAUGGUGCGGGCCAUGCUGGCCUUCCUGCAGAGGCAUCUUGACCUGAAAGAAGAUUAUGAUCAGUGGAACAGCUUCAUCGAAGGCAUUGGACCGUCCCUCACGCCUGGGGCUCCACGCCAUCUGUCUAGUCUGUAGGCACAACUGGCCAUUUGUGAAGGUCACUCGAGCUGAGCUUCCCAGGGCACCCAUAACCUGUCAGGAAGGAAGGUCCACAGGACCCUCUUUCACAGAUUGAGAGGAUUAAUCACACUGCUGAUUGGAUAGCUGGGUUCUUUAAUGUCGGACUUGUUGAUCUUAAACUCACAUUGGGACAGGGACCAUUAACUGAUCGACAGACUCCUUUUCUGGGAUCUGAGCCCUGAUGGUGUGGGGAACAAGCAGAGGGGUGGAGCUAGGGAAGAGCCGGACCCCAGGCUGAGCCCUGUGAGGCUGGGAUGUGAAGACUCAGCCUGCUGAGCCCGCCCCGCACCUUGGGCCAGCGUUGCUUCCUUUGUGGGAACGAUGAAGCCGAUGAAGCCGUAGGACAAAUCUUCAGGGCCUCCUGUCCAUCCUGGCACUGCCUCUCCCCGCCUCUCAAGGGCCACUUGGUGACUUCAGAAGCACUUUAGGUAACUUUCACGGAUAUGGGCCUUUACCAGGUUCGCCAUUGAUCUUCAGUUUCUCAUUUCGUGAAGCACAGUACUGGGCCUCGGGUAUACCUCCACCGUGGGAGGCAAACGGUAUUGUUCUUGGUAUUGUUCUCAUAAUACAGGGGGAGUCUCUGAGGCACAAAGGGGUAUUGCAGAGCUCUGGAUGUCUUGGGGGCUUUGCCAAAAGUGUGUCUCGACAGGGAGCAGAUGGGUAGUUGAUUUGGGCAGAGAGAAGAGCAGUGCGGUGUCACCUUCACACAGGUCCUUGUCACAGAGGGAGGAAGUUUGGUCAGCAGACUCAGGAGGCCACUCCUAGGGAAGUGCAGGAUCAGCUUGGUUUUGCCUGUUACCUGAGAUACCAUGAACCGCCAACGUGCUCAGAAGCAGGGUGCUUUGGUCGUCUUUUUAUCCCCCCCCAUCAGACCCUCACCCCAAUAAGUCAAGGUACAGAUGAAAUUUCUAUUUGUUCCAUUUAUAAUUCGAAUGAUAUCGAUAUUCAUGUUUGCCUAAUGAUAGGUUGGAAUAUUCUCUCUUUAAUCUGCAUUGGAGCAAGAUGGGGAGCCAUCUGGAAGUGACUUUUCCUUCUGUCUUUCUUUGUUCGCUAACCACGUGGACCCCUGUGAAACAGUCUUUAUAAGGAAAGGAACACUCCUAGGAAUCUAGUUCACCAGCCUGAAACUCCAUCUCCCCUUCAGGGCUUCUCACCGCAGUCCAGGGAGGGGAUCCAGUGAAGGCAGGAGCAGAAGGGAAACGAGGCUACACAAUAGUCGAGGUCAGGGUCACAAGCGAGCUGGAGGUGGGGCGCCGUGGUACACACCUGUAAUCCCAUUGGCCCAGGAGGCUGAGGCAGGAGGCUUGCAAGUUCAAAGCCAGCUUCAGCAAUUUAGACCCUGUCUCAAAAAAUAAAAAGGGCUGGGGGGCCGGGGGUGUA
Molecule: messenger RNA, 2771 nt
Organism: Sciurus carolinensis (gray squirrel)
Lineage: Eukaryota; Metazoa; Chordata; Mammalia; Rodentia; Sciuridae
Gene: Pafah2
Product: platelet activating factor acetylhydrolase 2
Exons: 11
Coding region: 162-1346 (394 amino acids)
Molecular function (GO): 1-alkyl-2-acetylglycerophosphocholine esterase activity
Source: RefSeq, a predicted model, not a curated record